AUGCGCAAAGCAGGGCGGGAAAGGCGCGGCCUGAGGCGGCCCCGGGCGGACGCGACCACCGCCAUGCCCCCUCCCCGCUGCUCCCGCUGCCCCCUCCCCUCCUCCCUCCUCCGCUCCCGCACCCUCCAACCCUUCUGCCGCCGCUGCUUCCUCCACGCCUUCGAAUCCGAGAUCCUCCAAUCCCUCCUGACACCCCAAAAUCCUCCAGUUUCACCCCAAAAUUCGGGGAUUUCACCCCAAAAUCCACCGAUUUCACCCAAAAAUCCGCUGAUUUCACCCCAAAAUAUUUCACCCCAAAAUCCGCCGAUUUCACCCCAAAAUCCUCCCGUUUCACCCCAAAAUAUUUCACCCCAAAAUUCAGGGAUUUCACCCCAAAAUUCGCCGAUUUCACCCCAAAAUCCCCCGAUUUCACCCCAAAAUAUUUCACCCCAAAAUUCGGGGAUUUCACCCCAAAAUCUGGGGAUUUCACCCCAAAAUCCACCUAUUUCACCCCAAAAUCCCCCGAUUUCACCCCAAAAUUCGGGGAUUUCACCCCAAAAUUCGCCGAUUUCACCCCAAAAUAUUUCACCCCAAAAUCCGGGGAUUUCACCCCAACAUCCGGGGAUUUCACCCCAAAAUCCGCCGAUUUCACCCCAAAAUCUGCCAAUUUCACCCCAAAAUCCGCCCGUUUCACCCCAAAAUCCCCCGAUUUCACCCCAAAAUCCGGGGAUUUCACCCCAAAAUAUUUCACCCCAAAAUUCGGGGAUUUCACCCCAAAAUUUGGGGAUUUCACCCCAAAAUCCGCUGAUUUCACCCCAAAAUCCGCCAAUUUCACCCCAAAAUAUUUCACCCCAAAAUUUGGGGAUUUCACCCCAACAUCCGGGGAUUUCACCCCAAAAUUUGGGGAUUUCACCCCAAAAUUCGGGGAUUUCACCCCAAAAUCUGCCAAUUUCACCCCAAAAUUCGGGGAUUUCACCCCAAAAUUCGCUGAUUUCACCCCAAAAUCCACCAAUUUCACCCCAAAAUCCGGGGAUUUCACCCCAAAAUAUUUCACCCCAAAAUUUGGGGAUUUCACCCCAAAAUCCCCCGAUUUCACCCCAAAUUUCGGGGAUUUCACCCCAAAAUCCUCCCGUUUCACCCCAAAAUCCAGGGAUUUCACCCCAAAAUCCGCCAAUUUCACCCCAAAAUAUUUCACCCCAAAAUUCAGGGAUUUCACCCCAAAGUUCCCCGAUUUCACCCCAAAAUUCCCCGAUUUCACCCCAAAAUCCUCCCGUUUCACCCCAAAAUCCGCCCGUUUCACCCCAAAAUUCGCUGAUUUCACCCCAAAAUCCGCCAAUUUCACCCCAAAAUCCCCUGAUUUCACCCCAAAAUAUUUCACCCCAAAAUCCACCAAUUUCACCCAAAAAUCCGCCGAUUUCACCCCAAAAUAUUUCACCCCAAAAUUCAGGGAUUUCACCCCAAAAUCCGAGGAUUUCACCGAUUUCACCCCAAAAUCCUCGGAUUUCACCCCAAAAUCCUCCGAUUUCACCCCAAAAUCCCCCGAUUUCACCCCAAAUCGGCCACGCCGUGGCCGUGGCGGCCUCGGGGGGCAAAGACUCCACGGUGCUGGCGCACGUCCUGGCGCGGCUCAACCGGCGCCGCCGCCUGGGGCUGCGCUUGGCGCUGCUGGGGGUGGACGAGGGGAUUUCGGGGUACCGGGACGAAGCCCUCGGGGUGCUGAGGGGGGUGGGGGAGGCCCUGCCCCUCCCCCUCCUGCUGGUCUCCCACCGGGAGAUUUUUGGGUGGGGGGUGGAUGAGCUGGGGAAGGUCCUGGGGGGCCGGAGCCGCUGCACCGUCUGCGGGGUCUUCAGGAGGCAGGCGAUGGAGAGGGCGGCCAGGGAGAUGGGGGCGGAUUGGAUCGCUACUGGCCACAACGCCGACGACGUGGCCGAGACGGUUCUGAUGAAUUUCCUGCGGGGCGACGUGGCCCGGCUGCGGCGCGCGGCCAACGAGGCCUCGGGGGCCACCAACCUCACCUUGGGGGCCACCAACAGCACUGGGGCUACCAACGUCACCUCGGGGGCCACCAACGUCACUGGGGCUACCAACGAGACCUUUGGGGCCACCAACAUCACUGGGGCCACCAACAAGACCUCGGGGGCCACCAACAGCACUGGGGCCACCAACAUCACUGGGGCCACCAACGUCACUGGGGCCACCAACGUCACUUCUGGGGUCACCAAUGGCACCACGGCCACCAACGAGACUUUGGGGGCCACCAACGAGACCUCGGGGGCCACCAACGCGGCCUCGGGGGCCACUGGGGCCGCCCCUGGGGCCACCAACGUCACUGGGGCCACCAACUUCACCUGUGGGGCCACCAACAUCACUGGGGCCACCAACAAGACCUCUGGGGCCAACAACUUCACCUCUGGGGUCACCAACAGCACUGGGGCCACCAACGUCACUGGGGCCACCAACGAGACCUCGGGGGCCACCAACGAGGCCUCUUGGGCCACCAAGGGCAUCCCCGGGGCCACCAAGUCAACGGAACCCUUGGAGAACCCAAGAGAACCCAAGAAGAACCCAAUGGAACCCUUGGAGAACCCAAUGGAACCCAAGGAGAACCCAAUGGAACCCUUGGAGAACCCAAUGGAACCCAAGGAGAACUUAACGGAACCCAAGGAGGACUCAAUGGAGCUCUUGGAGAACCCAACAGAACCUUUGGAGAACCCAAUGGAAUCCCACCAGAACUCAAUGGAACCCUUGGAGAACCCACCCAAACCCCACUGGAACCCACCCAAAACCCACCAGAACCCAACGGAACCCCACCAGAACCCAAUGGAACCCUUGGAGAUCCAACCAAAACCCCACCAGAACCCAAUGGAACCAUUGGAGAACCCACCAGAACUGAACCAGAACCCAAUGGAACCCAACAAGAACCCAAGGGAACCAUUGGAGAACCCACCCAGAACCCACCAGAACCCAAUGGAACCAUUGGAGAACCCAACCAAACCCCACCAGAACCCACCCAGACCCCACCAGAACCCAAUGGAAUCCCACCAGAACCCACCCAGAUCCCACCAGAACCCAAUGGAAUCCCACCAGAACCCACCCAGAUCCCACCAGAACCCACCCAAACCCAACCAGAACCCAAUGGAGUCCCACCAGAACCCACCCAGACCCCACCAGAACCCACCAGAACUCAACCAGAACCCACCCAAACCCCACCAGCACCCACCACCACCCCGCCGUCCCCCCAGGAGCUCCCCGUGUCCCCCGGUGCCGCGGCUGAAGCCGCUGCGCCACGCGGCGCAGAAGGAGAUCGUCCUCUACGCCCACUUCCGCGGGCUACCCUACGCCAGCGCCGAGUGCCACCACGCCCCGCUGGCCUUCCGCGGCCACCCCCGGGCGCUGCUGAAGGAGCUGGAGGCCACCAGGCCGGCGGCGGUGGCCGCCCUGGCCCACUCGGGCCGGCGGCUGGCGCUGGGGGUGGCCCCCGGGGCGGGGGCGGGGGCGUGCGGGCGCUGCGGCGCGGCGGCCAGCGGCGACACCUGCAUGGCUUGCGCCCUGCUGGACGCGCUGGACAAGGGGAGGCCAAAGCUGGCCCUGGGCAAGAGAGGGGUGAGGGUGGCC
Messenger RNA from Poecile atricapillus (Black-capped chickadee), 3594 nucleotides. RefSeq lists its product as uncharacterized. The transcript has 3 exons. The annotation marks the transcript as partial. The record is from RefSeq and is a predicted model, not a curated record. Gene Ontology annotation, cellular component: cytosolic tRNA wobble base thiouridylase complex; mitochondrion. Lineage: Eukaryota; Metazoa; Chordata; Aves; Passeriformes; Paridae. Gene Ontology annotation, biological process: tRNA wobble position uridine thiolation. Gene Ontology annotation, molecular function: tRNA binding.